Monomorium pharaonis (pharaoh ant) is the source of this 2363-nucleotide messenger RNA. Its product is annotated as protein MTO1 homolog, mitochondrial. Gene Ontology annotation, molecular function: flavin adenine dinucleotide binding. The record is from RefSeq and is a predicted model, not a curated record. NCBI's taxonomy places the organism in Eukaryota, Metazoa, Arthropoda, Insecta, Hymenoptera, Formicidae. Gene Ontology annotation, biological process: tRNA wobble uridine modification; tRNA methylation. Bases 334 to 2019 code for a protein of 561 amino acids. The transcript is spliced from 10 exons. Gene Ontology annotation, cellular component: cytosol.
UGAGUGAUUUUGAACGUGCUACAGUUGGAAAGUUAGAUAACUCAAUUUUGUCGCGCUCUCGUGGGUAUUAUGAAAAGACGGUAAUUGACGGUAGUGAAAAUGUUAUUAUCUAAAAUAUUAUUCUUUUAUCAUAUCCAAUAUCGUCAUGCGUUUGCACGUGGAAAACGAAAUUUACAAAAAGCUUUCGCGGUUAUUGUAACUCGUUAGGCGUAUAAUAUACGCGCGCCGGACAUUAACUUAAUUAUUAUUGCAAGCAAUUACGAUUAAAGCAUGACAUCGUCGAUGUAAUAAAGUAUCAUAAAAUACAUACAAAAGGUGUAACAGUAAGACAAGAUGAUUUUUACAAGGAUUAGAUCAUCUCUGUUAACUCAAUGGCAUGAUGGAUGCUUUGAACAGAAACGUUUAUUGAGAAAACUAGUACAUAAGAAUAAAACCAAUGAAAAUAAAUUUGAUGUAAUCGUCAUUGGUGGUGGUCAUGCUGGAACCGAAGCAUGUACUGCUGCUGUCAGAAUGGGUGCCAAAACACUAUUGGUUACUCAGAAAAAAAAUACUAUAGGAGAGAUGUCGUGUAACCCGUCUUUUGGUGGAAUCGGAAAGGGCCAUCUGAUGAGAGAGGUGGACGCUUUAGAUGGAGUGUGCUGUCGGAUAUGUGAUAUUUCAGGAAUUCACUAUAGAGUUUUGAACAAGAGCAAGGGACCAGCAGUAUGGGGUCUCAGAGCUCAGAUCGACAGAGCAUUGUACAAGAAACAUCUUCAAGCUGAACUCUUCAAUAUGCCUGGAUUACAUAUCUAUGAAUCUUCUGUGGAAGAUCUGAUUUUAGAAAAUGAGCCUCUGUCCUGCCAAGGAGUUAUUCUCAAGAAUGGAACAAAGAUAUUUGGUGACGCAGUAGUUAUAACUACAGGAACUUUUCUAAAAGGCCAAAUAAACAUUGGGUUAGAGAAAAGACCCGCAGGCAGAUUGAACGACGAACCUAGCAUCGGUUUGGCUAAUACGCUUGACAGACUUGGUUUUCGAAUAGGAAGAUUAAAAACUGGCACACCGCCAAGGUUGGAGAAAGAUAAUAUUGACUUUUCCAAAUGUACGAAAACCAUACCAGACGAUUCUCCUAUACCAUUUUCGUUUAUGAGUGCUAAUGUCUGGUUAUCACCUGAUAAGCAAGUACCGACGUAUCUAACGUUUACAAAUGAAAAAGUCGCAAAGAUCAUAAAGGAUAAUAUGCACUGUAACUUACACGUAAAGGAAGAGAUAUUGGGUCCGCGAUAUUGUCCGAGUAUAGAGAGUAAGAUUCUACGAUUUAAAACGCUUCGACAUCAGAUCUGGCUUGAACCGGAAGGUCUGGACUCACCAUUGAUUUAUCCCAGUGGAUUGUCAUGCACUUUGCCAGAAGACAAACAGGUGGAACUCGUUAAAUAUAUCCCAGGAUUAGAAAACGCUCGUCUAGUCAGACCUGGUUAUGGAGUCGAAUACGACUACAUAGACCCUAGAGAAUUAACCACCCAAUUGGAGACCAAAAAAAUUUCUGGGUUGUUCCUUGCCGGACAGAUAAACGGCACCACUGGUUAUGAAGAGGCAGCUGCACAAGGUAUCGUCGCGGGUGUUAAUGCAGCCGCUAAGGUUUUGGGAAAAUCGCCGCUUCUGAUAAGUCGAACAGAAGGCUACAUUGGCGUUCUCAUUGACGAUCUAACAACGGAGGGUACUACAGAACCAUACAGAAUGUUUACCAGUAGAUCGGAAUUUCGAAUAGAAGCGAAAUACGGUUAUAUUGUCGAGAAUCAGCAAGACCAAGUGAACGAUAUCAGGAGAAACGAGCAGAUGACUAUACCGGACGAUAUCGACUAUAAUAGUCCUGAUUUAAAUCUAUCUAAUGAAGAUCGAGAGAAGCUUUCAAAACAUCUCCCACGCACGAUUGCAGCAGCUAAUAAAAUCUCAGGUGUGACUCCUUCGGCUAUAUUGAGGCUGCUUUAUUAUGUUAGACAUCAUUCCAAUGAGAAUGUACAAGAACGCAGUAAUGUAUUAUAAUAGUGAAAAAUAAAUAACGAUGACUUUCACGAAAUAUUGCCAACAUUGUUCUACAAAUGUAAAAUUAUUAGGAAUUUAUCAGAAAUUAAUUAAAUACUAGUAGAAUAACGAAACACUUGAAACAAUAUAAUUUGAGCAUGAAUUAAGAAACUUUAAACAAUUCUUUAUUUAAGUUAUUCUAAAUAAAGUUAUUCUAAAAAGACUAAUUUAAAUGAUGUAAAAGGAUUGUUAGUGCAGUUGUAUUAUUAGUCUGAAUAAUAAAAUUAACUUUUCUAUGUUUUGCAUUGUAAUUAUAAAAGCAAAAUGUAUUGGAUAUUUGGUAUUAGAAAAAUAAAAUUUCAAAA